AUGGCUUCAAUGGCUUGGAUUGUCUUUGGUCCACCUCAUAGCUAUAGAGAAAAAAUCUCAACUUCAUGUACACUCAGUGUUGUUCUUAAUAGUGCAGGGAAUCCUCGUCCGUCAUCAUACAUUUCGUUUUCAGCAAACCAAUGUGGACCAAAUGAGGAGUUCAUGAGUUGCGGUACUGCAUGUGAACCAAAAUGUAAUGAGCCAGCGCCAGAUUUCUGCACACUGCAAUGUAUUGUGAACGUAUGCCAGUGCAAACAGGGCUUCAAACGUGGACCGAAUGGAUGUGUGGCUCCAGGGCCCGGCUGCGAGUAG
Ostertagia ostertagi is the source of this 312-nucleotide messenger RNA. NCBI's taxonomy places the organism in Eukaryota, Metazoa, Nematoda, Chromadorea, Rhabditida, Trichostrongylidae. The record is from the annotation of a GenBank genome assembly.